Staurois parvus is the source of this 621-nucleotide messenger RNA. NCBI's taxonomy places the organism in Eukaryota, Metazoa, Chordata, Amphibia, Anura, Ranidae. The record is from the annotation of a GenBank genome assembly.
AUGGACGGAAACAACCACCCCGGGAGCCGGGGAGGGUUCGGCGGCAUCUUCGGAGGGGCCCCGGGUUACCCGCAUGGAGACCUGGCCGGGGUACCUUUAACAGGAAUGAGCCCUCUCUCUCCAUAUUUGAACCUGGAUCCCAGAUAUUUAACCCAGGACUCAGAAGAGUUUAUUUUGCCUACUGGUGCAAACAAGACGCGAGGAAGAUUUGAACUGGCAUUUUUCACAAUCGGAGGAUGCUGUAUGACAGGAGCAGCCUUUGGUGCACUUAACGGGUUGCGCCUUGGAUUAAAAGAAACCCAGGAUAUGGUCUGGUCCAAGCCCAAGAAUGUUCAGAUUAUGAAUAUGGUCACAAGACAAGGUGCGAUGUGGGCGAACACUCUGGGAUCGUUAGCAUUAUUGUACAGUGCCUUUGGGGUCCUAAUUGAGAAGACCAGAGGAGCAGAAGAUGACCUGAACACUAUAGCAGCUGGUACAAUGACAGGCAUGCUGUACAAAUCUCCAGCUGGAUUACGGGGAGUAGCACGCGGUGGACUGGCAGGCUUUGCUUUUACAAGUAUCUAUGCUUUAUAUAACAACUGGGAACACAUCAAGGGGUCUUCAACACGGCUAUCAUUAUGA